AUUAUCAUACAUAUAUUUUACUGUCCACUGAUUAUUUAUAGUGAAAGGUGCAAGCCAAUUGUUUGUGGGUUUAAACAACUACUUAAAAUUAAAUUUUUCUUAUACAAUUCAUGUUUGAUAUUAAAAUAUUUUGCUAACAUAAAAUAAUUGAAAAUGACCAACGAAGCAGAAAUAAAGAAAAAGGAUGAAAAACCGAUUUUAAAAAGCCGAGAAAAAAGUAUUCGAAAUAAAGCAAAACCUUUAACUAAGGUCAUUGUACGGCGGCUACCACCAACCAUGUCUGAGGAAGAAUUUUUUCAGCAAAUUGAUCCGAUGCCAGAUUGUGAAAGCUAUUAUUAUUGUUUGGCUGAUUGGUCUUUGGGACAGGAAGCAACUUGUCGUGCAUAUUUAAAUUUUAAAAAUCAGGAUGAUAUAUUCUUAUUCAAAGAUCGUUUUGAUGGUUACGUCUUCGUUGACAAGAAAGGUGUAGAAUAUCCAGCUUUAGUUGAAUAUGCACCUUUUCAAGGAUUGCCGAAAAAUCGUUCACGUAAACGAGAUCCAAAAAUUAAUAGCAUCGAGACGGAUCAGCAUUAUAUAAAUUUUCUAGAAAAGUUAAAAGCUGAGGAAAAUGAGAAAAGUGAAAUGAAAUUAGAAUUUAAUUUACAGUCGACAAAGGAUGUUAAGAUAACAUCAACACCUCUUCUUCAAUAUGUGGCAAAUAAAAUGCAAGAAAAACGUGAUGAAAAAAAGAGAAAAGCUGAAGAAAGAAAACAAAGGAGAGAAGAAGUGCGACAAAAGAAAAAGUUAGUAAUCGCCCAGAAAGUUCCACCAGCCAUAAAAGAAGAGGAAAGCAAACCAAAAGAAAUGAAGGAAAAUCAAACAAAAGAAAAGUCGCUUGAAAAAAGGGAUAGUUUCAACAAAAGUGAGGAGCGAAAAGAUAGGAAUGAUCAUAGCGAUCGCAAAGAUCGAAAUGAUCGCAACAAUAGGGAUAACCGGAACAAUCGUAAUGAAAGAUAUGAGAAAGAGAAGCAGGAGCGUGAACGGCGCAAUGAAGAGCGACGGGAAAAAGAGAGGAAGCGAAGACAGGAACGAGAUGAGAAACGGCGACAGGAAAGAGAGAAGCGUGAUCGAGAUCGUAAAGAAAGAAAGUUUCAGGAUGACAAAAACAAAGAAUCUUAUCCAGAAAAAUAUAAUAAAGAUUCAGAAUCUGUUAAACGUGUUGAAGUAAAAAAAUAUAGUGAAAGUCGAAAAGAUAAAAUUAAAUCAAGAGAAGAUACAAAAUAUGGAAAAAAUGAGGAAGUUUUCAAAAAUAAAAAUGACGUUAACAGAUCUGAUUCAAUUAGUUCGGACAAAAAUUCCACUGCAUCAAAUAGUCAAAGUGGUGAAAUAAAUGAAAAUGUUAAAGAUUUUAUUAUGAAUGCUGCAAUAAUAAAAGAUUUAUGUUCCAAAUCAAAUGGAAUAAAGGCUGACAUAGACACUAAAGAUGUUCCUGCAAUGCCGGAGAAUGAGAAAACCACUAAUAAUUUGAAUGAAGUAACUGAAAAACUUGAAAAGAUUUCUCUUGGCCAGAUUGAGAACAAAAAAAAAAAAAUUGAAAAAUCAUCGGAUAAGCAAGACAUUCUUGACAAUGACAAAAUAUUACAAGAUUAUGAUGCUACACGGUCUAGUAGACGUGGGUCGCGGUCCAGUUCGAGUGCAAAUGAGAAAAAUGACAAACCAUCUAAGGAUGAUAGGGAACUUCGAAGAAUUCGCAACAAGGAUCGCCCCUCUAUAGAAAUAUAUCAACCUGGACGUCUGAGAUUUGCACGUGGUAAUAGUGAUGGAAGAGCUAGUGCUGAGCCAAAGGAGACUAAAAGUAAUCCAACAUCAGAUGGCGAAUGUGGCAAGAAAAUUGAAAAGGUUGAAAAGAAAGAUGAAACGAAUGUUAAAAGAAAAGUUAGUCGCUAUUCAGAGAGAACUCGAUCUGGAAGAGUUAGAGAAAAAUCGGAAAAAUCAGAAUCUGAAAACAAUAUUAGAAGAAAAUCAGAAGGAAAUAUCCGAUCACCUGAAAAUAAUUUAGAAGAUCUUGAUAAUCACCAAGUAAAUCAAGUAAAUCAAGACCAACAGCAGAAUGAAAAAGAAGAAAAAUUUGAGAAUGAAAUAAAAAUUGAGACAGAUAUUUCAAUUGAAGAAAAUAAAACUGUUGAAAAUAUUGAGUAAUCCUAAUACCAUUUGGACAUCAUUUUUAUUCUAUCAUAUUAUAAUUACAUUAUAUAUUAUAAUUUUUAGUUAUUAAAACAAAAAUAUAAAUUUUGUUACGUUACUCAUACUCAUUGUAAAAUUUCAAAUUUGUAUUAAUUUUUCCUUUACUGAAU
Condylostylus longicornis is the source of this 2333-nucleotide messenger RNA. It is a transcript of the gene Upf3, whose product is annotated as regulator of nonsense transcripts 3B. Lineage: Eukaryota; Metazoa; Arthropoda; Insecta; Diptera; Dolichopodidae. The transcript is spliced from 4 exons. The coding region runs from base 154 to 2178 and encodes 674 amino acids. Gene Ontology annotation, biological process: positive regulation of translation; nuclear-transcribed mRNA catabolic process, nonsense-mediated decay. The record is from RefSeq and is a predicted model, not a curated record. Gene Ontology annotation, cellular component: cytoplasm; nucleolus. Gene Ontology annotation, molecular function: mRNA binding.